Molecule: messenger RNA, 2138 nt
Organism: Schistocerca americana (American grasshopper)
Lineage: Eukaryota; Metazoa; Arthropoda; Insecta; Orthoptera; Acrididae
Product: proton-coupled folate transporter-like
Exons: 10
Coding region: 8-1465 (485 amino acids)
Biological process (GO): transmembrane transport
Cellular component (GO): membrane
Molecular function (GO): transmembrane transporter activity
Source: RefSeq, a predicted model, not a curated record
AAAGACGAUGGAAGCCAGAGCGAGCGUUACAGCGCCGGAAGAGGAGGUGAUGUGUGAGACCGACAGGAACGACCCGCAGGAGGACGCGGCUCCACCCACACGCGCAGUGAAGUGGUGGCGCACGCGCCCGACGGUGGAGCCGCUGGUGUUGCUGUUCAUGUUCUCCUACGUGGUGACGCACUCAGUGGUCAACGGGCUCUUCCUGGAGCGCGUGUGCGGCUCCAGCGACACCAGCGUGUGCACGAACGAGGACCGCGCCUACUCCAGCACCCUCACCACCUGGAAGACCAUCAUCGAAGCUAUCGUGCCCGCCGCUGUGUCGCUUUUCAUCGGCAGCUGGAGCGACAAGUUCGGACGUCGACCCAUCUUCAUCUGGUCAUUUGCUGGCAACGCCAUUGCGUACGGCGUGUUCUCCGGGCUGGCUGCGAUUCCAAACCUAGCGCCGGAGUGGUUGUUGAUGCCUUCAGUAGCGGCCACCUUCAGCGGCGGCAUGAUGAACCUCAUGGCUGUGGCCAACGUCUACAUCGCCGACGUCAGCCCUGCGGGGCAGAAGGAGCUGAGACUGGGGAUACUGGAUGCGGCGCAGUACUCGGCCAUGAUGCUGGGGUCAGGGCUGUCCACGCCGCUUUUCCUGGGCCUCAGCUACUACGGGGUGUACGCCCUGGCCGCCGGCCUCAUGCUGCUGUGUCUACUCUACUCCAUUUUCCUGCUGCCGGAGACCAUGGCGCCCUAUACGCCGCCUGAAGACGCGAGUUGCGGUUGCUGCAAGGGGAUCUUCCGCCCCCAGCUGGUGCGCGACGCGCUCAAGACGUCCCUGAUGAAGCGGCCUCAUCAUGGAAGGUCAACCAUCCUCAUUGUCAUCGUUGUCGUCGUCACUGGCGUCCUCAUCUCCCAAGGAGAAGGCGUCGCCAACUACCAGUUCCUGAACGCCAAGUUUCACUGGACCGUCGAACAGAGCUUGCUGUACGGUUUCUUCACCAACGGCACCACUGCUGUAGGUACCAUGGUGGGAGUGCUGGUGUUCGUACGCUGGCUCAAGCUGGAUGACGGCUGGAUAGCCCUCAUCACCUUCUCCUGUAAGAUCGCCGCCGCCAUAAUCUACUCGAUAUCUCCGGAGUCGUGGUAUAUGUUUCUAGGUGGGGCUAUCGCUUGCUUCGGAGCCUUGAUCUGGGUUCUGGUCAGAGCGAUGCUGACGAGGCUGGUCGCCAAGGACGAGAUAGGCCAGGUGUUCGCGCUGGCGGUGACCAUAGAGUCGGUGACCCCACUGGUGGGGCCUCCCAUGUACAACGCCGUCUUCAAUGCGUCCAUCAACACCUUCCCUGGAGCCUUCUACCUGCUCUCCGCCGGGAUCAUGGCUAUCGACCUCCUACUGCUGCUAUUCGCGAUCUUCCUAAACCGAGGAGCGAAGAGGGAGCAGCAGAGGCAGCAGGACCACACUGACAGCAAGACGGCGGCCCCCGAGUGAGUCUGGCCAGAUGGCUCGCCGCGGCUGUAGCCGUGUGACGGCCGCUCCACGAAUCUCAGCACGCGGCGCUGCGUGCGCCUGUCACCGUGGUCGCGUUCUUCACCCGCAGAGGGCCGCCAGAGGGGUCAGGGACCACACGGUGUGCGCGCGGCAUACCCCUAGCCGCUCCUGCCCUGCGUUCGUACGUCACUGCCCGCAAAAGGACGGCGUGGCUCUCCUGCCAUGCUGAAUGCCUUACAGCUUUUUGUAACAAUUCUUUUUUAUGUGUACUUAUUGUUGUAUAAAUAUUUACAUUCAAUUUUUCAAAAGAACCAGUUCUUUAAAAUCCAAGCCAACACCUUAGACACAUAUCUGAAACGGUUUGGUGUUUUUAUGAACAUAAAAAUAAAAUAUACUACAUGCGUUUCCUCCAAGGGCAUGUAUUAGCAACCGUAAUUAAAUGUACCAGGAAAGCAAAUAAACAUUUUAUACUUGUUUCCUAAAACACUGUUGUGCUUGACUUACUUUAUAAAAUCAUCUUUAACGGAAGCUUAAAAAAGACUUCUUUGAAUUAUCUUCUACGAAGUUUUUUGGAAACAACGGCAUCUUAGCCUUAGCCUGUUUUAAAUUACACAUAAAGCAUUUGCACAUAAUUUGUAUAUGACUGUAUAUAUUCGUCGUUACAAAAUAUUCU